Sclerotinia borealis F-4128 is the source of this 771-nucleotide messenger RNA. NCBI's taxonomy places the organism in Eukaryota, Fungi, Ascomycota, Leotiomycetes, Helotiales, Sclerotiniaceae. The record is from the annotation of a GenBank genome assembly.
AUGAUGCAAACAGUAACACCCAAGGAUACAAAGCUAAGAGUACAAAGCUGGACUCGAUGCAGACUUCCCAUCGAUAUUCCCUUACCAGCAAGGGUACUGAAAGAUUAUAUUGAAGAUCUCCCAGAUAUCUGGCAUGUAUCACUUAAUGGUCUUAUGAAUGCACCAGGCUAUAUGUAUUCGUCAUAUGGUCGGAAUAUCAAGAAUCUCGAAGAAGUUCUUUUUGUUGCCGUAUGGGACGAUGAUACCUCCCUCAAAGCGUUUCUCGAAUCCCCAGCCUAUCCGCAGUAUCUACAAGCAUUUGGAAUCCAUGACUCACACACUCCCGGCGCUCUGUUCACAGUCUCCCCUUCUUUCUUGAUGCCUCGAUUUGGCCUGGGGAGACGGGUAACGACUUUUAUAUUUAGCUUUACGUAUCCAGCUAGCGAAGAAAAUCGCUGCGACUUGAUAGGCAUGCAAGGACUUCUAGUGGAUCGCUCGUUGUCGAGAUUAGGAAUCAGAUGUCGACAAGUGUGGGUUCGAGAGCCACAGAUAGGAGGCCAUGGCCAAUUGGUGGAAAAGGGAGUGGUAGUACAGUCAUGGCGUGAUGCUGAAAUGCAUGAAGCUGUGGAUAAGUAUAUAUGGGCGAGAGAGAACUUGCAAGCAGCGGUUCAAAGAAUCAAUCCUUUAGAGAUGGAGGAAACUACAUGGGAAAUGGCGAAAGUGGAAGAGAAAGAGGAUGAGGACUGCGAGGAGGAUGAUGGCAAAGUUGAUGAAGUUAAUAAGUUACUAUAA